AUCCGAGUUGCGCUGGGGAGAGCGUCUCACGAACCGUUGUAAGCGUCCUAAGGUCCGAUCAGUACAUAAAAUAAAAGAGAAUUUCUUCUUCCUUCUUUUCUCUCCAAACGCGGAGCAGUCUUCUUUUAGUUGAGUGGAAACCUUUGCCUGGCACGAACCGAGACAAACCACAGCACACUUUUGUGCACAAAAUCCAUACAACUAAACUUUAUAAAUCAAGAAAAACUCCGAUCCGGGCAUUUACUUGUUUUCUCUAAAAAAAACGAGGUCCUUUAUUAAGUAGAGCUGAAAGUUUUCCGAAAAAAUAAACAAAUUAGGCAAAAAACCAAGAAAAAUAUUCGAAUUUGGGAAAGUGAGAUUUUUUUUGACAGAGUGAAAGCCUAGUGAAAAUAUUACUCUGGUGUCAAACCGUCAAUUGAAUUCGCAUCUCGGAAGUGAAGAACACAAAUAAGUUAACUUCUCCUUUUAUACACGGGAUUAGAACAGAAUUCGCCUUUUACAAGGGCCCCGUGUCGUGAAUACGAAAUCGGAAGUAGGACCAUUUUACGAUCCGAUCUAAAACACUAAAGUCUACCAAACUGUCAAUUUUCUCCCGGUUUUCUACCUGCCCCUCUCGUUCCCUGGGAUUGAUUUAUCCUCAACCUCUGAUCUCCGAAAAAUAGAGAAAGAAAAUAACACUUUCCUCAGAUUUAAAGAGAUUCUCAACCACAAACAAAAAUACAUAACGAAACAAUAAAUCUGUAAGUGAGUGAGCACGCAUUUUGCAUUAGUUCGAGUGAGUGAGUGACAACUUUGUGCACUUUUACUAGGGCGAAUAUUUUAUGCCCGGGUGUCAAACCAGGGUUGAAAUGUCAUCUGUCAUCAUAAUUCGUUAAAAAAGUAUCAGUAUCACGACGGCGAGGAAGAAAAAAAUACGUAAACAGUUCAAUUUCAACAUUUGCAAAUGUUUAUAGCCUCGUGAAACAUAUGUGAUGAGGCUGCGUUAGUGUAUUACUGACUCGAAAUCUUCACCUUUUUUCACCCUGUGCAGACCUUGGGUGGGUCAUAAAGCUCGUAAAAACAAACUUGAAAAAAGUUAAAAAUCCAAUCCAUCCAACAUUUGUUUCACAUUAGGUUUUAAGCCUAACCAAAAUAGAUAAAACUGUGUGUAGCAAUAUUAUUAACGUCAAACUCACUUGUCUGUCAGAAAAAUUGUAAAACUUGUGUUGUUUCAAAAUUCUGUGCGUAAAGAAAAUAAGUUUUAUAUCUUUAGUCGUUAUUGAAAUUAGUGACAGAAGAGGAGAACUGUAUAAUUCGAGUGGAGAAGUUUAUUGAGUCUCAUUUUGUGUCGGAUAUAAUCAUCAGAUCGAGCGGAGUCGUUUUGAGGGUAAAAUUUCCACCAUUUCCACCGCUCCGAAUUAUGCGUGACGAGUGCGAGUAAGAAUUUAAGAAGUGGAUCACGAAGGUAUUUUACCAUUAAAAACAAGCACCAACUGCCGUCGUGGUGAACUAAGUCGUUGACUGUGGACGUCGUCCGUGUCUAUCAAAUCACCGGCGCCGUGGAGCAGUGUCAAGAAAUAAAGAGCAAGGAGAACAAAGGCCCGACUCGUGUACUUUACGGAAAAAGGAUGCGGUUUUCGAGAAAGUUGCGAGUCACGUUCUUCUCAUUUGAGUCCUCAUUUGGACUCCUUUUGUUGGUCAAUCUCACACUUUUGUGGGGGCAUGGAGCAGUCGUCUCCGGUCUCGCUGUACCCGCGACGGAUUCUCACACCAAUCUUUCCGGUACGAUACCCGUCGUAAGUCCGUCGGCACAGGUGGCACUGGCCGCCACGACGACGACGGCGACAAACCACUCGAUACCCGCGUCACACCCAGCGGUCGAUGUGCAUUUCGAACACGUCGCGACGACCGGACCUCCAUCGACGACACAUCCCGGUGACGAAUAUCAGAACGACCAAGGCCACCACAACCACUACAAUUCCCACACUUACCAACAUGACGGAGCCCACUUUGCCGGUGCUUCUGCGAGCAGUUUGAUAAGUCGUGACAAUUGCAAUCUUCCGAGUCACUGGAAAGGCGAAUGGUUUCAAUCCGGCGUGGUUUCACCCAUCAUGAUCGACCACAAGAGCAUGGGCGACAAGGGGACUUGCAUUGAACGAUCUGGCGACAAAUUUCUCUUCUACGAAAAAGCAACCAACUGUUACCGCUGUUUGGUGAUACAAUCCCGACAAAAUUCUAACCAGCAAUCCUCCAACGUGCUGCAAUACAAAGAAAGCCCAGAUUGUGAAGACAACAGGGACAGUUUGGAUCAUUUGUGUAUGCUCAUUCCUGGAGAUGCCACCCUUUACUCGCUCUUUCGUAUUGAUGCUCAACCAGAGGACUGCCCCUUCAAGGGUGCGCCUUACACUUUCACGUACAAUCGGGGUCACGGCGAGUGUAAAAAUCCCGUCUCGUACAUCGACACGUGCACUGAACCGUCUCGACUCCGAUUGCGAUAUGAAUCCUGUCCUGACAUUAUGAAAACGGAAAGCACAGUGGAGGAACUGACCUGUCUGGGCGUGUGGAAGGACGGCAGCAUGAACUACGGGCUGGGCAGGUUGCGGCUUUUUGGGAGGACCAGCACCAACGAGGAGGCCUACCGCUGCUUCAUCUUUGAAAAGACAAAGACGGGUCAUAACGGAUACAACGUGGCGAUUUCGGGAGAUGCGACCUGCACCGGCGUUUCUAGUGCGACCGAGGGUGCGAGGGCUCUCGUCCUCACGAAAGUGGUGGAGAAGGAGCUUGUAAAGUGCACAUUUCCACCUUGGAUGUCCUCCCAUCAUUGGCACACGCUGGAUGGAAAAAUGUCAGCCAAGCUGCACCACAGAAAUUCAACGAUGCACAUCACGGAAGAUAGCAGAAGGAACUCAUCAUCCGGCCAGUAUUCCGGCCAUUCUUCCUCCUCCGCGACACAUACCGGAACUUUCACUGGGUUUGGAAGUGUUAGCGGGGCUGGUGGCGGACCUCUUUUCAGUGGUGGGACGAGAAUUGUUUGCCAAGACCGUAAAGACAUAUCCGACCGUCAUGUGGCCAUUGUUGCCCAUCACACGGAAGGAUGCAAAAGCGAGUCGAUUUGCAUGCACAUCUAUCGGAGGGACAAUCAUGUAACGGAAGUGCAAAUGUUGAGAAAAUCUGAUCACGGAAUGGAAGACUCGGAUUGCUUCAAGAGUGACGCGCUGGGUCCAACGCUGCCAUAUGUGACGCUGGUUAACCCGGAUGCGAAGGCGCAUAGGUGCCCCAAUUUGGGCAAGUACAUGGCAGCCGGAGGAUCUCCUGAUACGCGGAGGGUGGUUCGAGACUCGUGUGGUCCUUCGGGAGGUCAAGGGGCCUUCCACAGCGUCGUUGUCGGCUGUGGAAACAGAGCCACGAUGGAGUUUCAUUCGAAAUGUGAUCGACAAGAUCCCAUCACGUCGUACGAGUGCCACGGAAGUUGGGAAGAGAACGGGACGGGGUACUUGAUUGCGUCACCGCUGAGCCGCUCUUCAACAUCCGCCCGUCGCUACUGCUUCAUUUAUUCAGAGGCUGAUGAAGGUCUCCGAGUCUCGAGUAGCAGUGAGACCUGUCGUCGAAAUGUCAGUCCGGGCGUGGAGGCUGGAGUUUGGGCCUUCAACCUCACUGUCGACGGCCAAUGCGCCGAAGCAGUGACCGGUGCGUCAGCAUCCUUCCCAAAAUCCUGUGAUCUCUUAAUCUCCAUCGGUGUAUUAUCAUCCGUGAUACUCGUCACAGUUUCCAACUUUUUCCUAGUCUCGUCGUCACCUUCAAACAGACCCAGCUCCACCGUUCUGAGAUGAAUCCUCCACCGCAUUGACCAAAAGUAAUUAUAAGAUUGAUUCUAAAUAUGUAUGUAAAAAUAAAUAAAUAGGAAAAAGAAAGUUAUCCAAAAAAUAAUCAUAAAAAUUCGGGAGGAGAGUAACUCUGCAUAGUUUUCUGAUUCCUCCUCUCUCUCCGCCAUUCUCAUUCUUAAAUCGACCGAAUAUUACUGUGGAUUGUAUAUUUAUAAACCGAGUUUAGGACAAGAUUUCAUAUAAAUGUAUGUAAAUAUUUAAUAUUUAAUUAUAUAUGUAUGAUGCUUAAUUUGUAAUGAUUAAGGGGUGACGAGUGCAGCAACCAUUUGAACCGUUUGUAUUUCUUGUAAAACUUUAUAACGUAGUGAGUUUUGUAAAUAUUAGUCAAAUAUUUAACUGGAUACAUAAUUGAUUGAUGACUUUAUAGAGAAGCAUUCGAAUCUACUUUACUUGUAAUCAUGCACUUUGUUAUUACGUUAAAAAAAUACCAUACGAAAAAUAUGCGGACAAGGGUUUGACGAUAUGUGAUAGAGGUUUUUUUAUAUACCAAACAAAAGCAUGCCCAAAAUUUCGCCCCAAUGUCAAAAAACGGAUAAUGUCGAAUUAUAAUUAGUAUAAAAAAUACAAGAAGAACACAAAAUUUCGUAUUUAAAUGGUGUCUUGAACCUGCUACUUAUGUAUGCAUAACAUAACUUAACUUAUGUAUGUAUCUAUUGUGUAUAACUAAUUGACCCGACUGUUCAUUAAUAGUCAUACGUAUGUAUUCUAUCAACAAGUGUGUGCUAUUCUCAUAUUAAUUAAAUUAGCUGAAUGGAUUAAUUGUGCGUGUGUAUGUAGAAGAAAAGCCAGCCAAUCAUCUGCCAGAUUUCUUACUUCUGGUGGAUCAUUGUCCUACAUGAUUAUGUAAUUAAGGGGACUAAUUUAUGUGGAUCGGAUUAAUCAGGAAGUGCUACUUAAGUUUAAUAGUUUUAGGAGGCGGACGCACGCAGUUAAGUAAAUAAUUUAAUUUAUUUGGUAAUCAUCCCCACUCACUGGACUGACUGAAAUUUAACUAAAUGUUCACGUUAACGCACGCACUGACAUUUCUGUUGGUUGUUGGUUAUGAAAUAAUGAAGACUUUACAGUAUUUGACAUUUAUGCAUCUGUUUCAGUUCUGUAACUAACUUUACUCCCAAUGAAACAGUUGUAAACUCGGAAACUUUCGCAUUUUUCAAAACUUUUGUAUAAAAUAUUUAUGAAUGGAUGAUCCGUUGUAUUAUUAAAUUUAAUGGGGAGGAAUCUCAUCGGUCCGUAUUUACUGGAUAAUUAGUUUAUUCAUUAAUUAAUUUAUAUGUUAAAGGAAAGAUAACCGUAAAUUCUAGUGUAAUUAAUAAUAUUUAAUAUGUAUAUAAACAUGACACAAGCUUUAACACUUGUAAUUUGCAUAAUUAUGUAUGUAUGUACCAGGAAAGGAUUAAUGUUAACCUCCGCGCAACAGCUUUUUUCCAAUUUGGAAAUACAUAAUUUGUUUUUAAGACCAGUUGAAUUAUAUUAAAAAUAAAAUAAAGCUACUAAAAAAGAAAAAA
Folsomia candida is the source of this 5368-nucleotide messenger RNA. RefSeq lists its product as uncharacterized. Bases 1608 to 3809 code for a protein of 733 amino acids. The transcript is spliced from 16 exons. The record is from RefSeq and is a predicted model, not a curated record. NCBI's taxonomy places the organism in Eukaryota, Metazoa, Arthropoda, Collembola, Entomobryomorpha, Isotomidae.